AUGGCGCAACCAGCUACAGCCGCCAUCGUGGUGGCGAUGAUCUUCGUGGCUGCCUUUGUGCUCUUCUUCGGGUACAAGGGCUACAAGAAGUAUCACUACCACAAACAGAGGAAAGCCAUGCAGGCAGAACUUCCUCCUAUACGCGAACCUCCUUCAAACUACUUUCUGGCUGCCGGCGCUACACCAUCAGGAGGCUCGCCGCUCUCUCCUCCUUCGACCAUCGGAACACUGUAUGGCGAUACGUGGGGUAGGAACAGCUGGCGUGGAAGCACUUCCAAAGCCAGCCUGGGUGGUAGAGGAUACAGCGAUAUGGGAGGAAGGAGGAUGAGCUCUUCUGGAUUGUUGGGCAGCCCAGGUGCGGAGGCUGCCUUUGGAGGCUCUCAGACUGGUGCUGCAGCCGAUGGCUCCGCGCCAGCUUCGCCACUGAGUCUUGGCGUCGACGCCGUUCUCCCAGCUGCUCCUGGAGAAGCGUACGAUCAUUCGAGAGGGAUCAGCAGCACUAGCACUAAUGCCCUCAAGAGGAGCUACGCAGGGAGCGUCUAUUCUGGAGCUGGCGGUGGACCAGGCUCGGACAGGGGCGCAACGGACAUGUAUCUGCCCCCACGCCGACAAUCCUACCUGCCACACUUACCGUCAAAUCGGGAAAGCAUCCAAAUAGUGCCUCCUCAACCGCUGGGCUUCGGCUUGGGCGGCAUGGCUCAAGCGACAGACGAAAAGACCUUGGCCUUCUCCACUGUCAGUGGUAUCGGCAGCGAUGGGGAUGAAUUCGGAAAAGGACUGGUCUGGGCUGAAGGGGAGACGAGCGGCAACGGUGGAGAUGGCAACGACUUGGCAACAGCCAGCGGUAGCGGCGCAAAGGUCGCCCACGGCGACCGAGCGAGAUACUUGGCAGAAGGGCCCGUCAGGACUUGGUCAGGUAGCGGGGGUGGUGCAGCUGGACCCUCCAAUUGGCAAAGUCCAAGCGCCCCCCCUUCGCGAAGCCUCACCCCUGGUGCUGCGCCUUCCUGGGAAGAUAGGUCCUCGGGCCAUCGUGGGCCUGGCAACAUGAGCGCCUCGACAUCUUCUAGCUCCAGACGUGCCUCCUCUUCCCAAUCCCAGAGAAGACUACCACAGCAAGCACAUCCGCUUUCGGAAUCUUCCUAUUCCUCCCAGCACGCCUCUCCCGCGGACCCCCUUUCAACCCCGACGAACCAUCAGAACGGCACAUUUGCAAGCCUGCAGAGUCCUCUGCAGCUAAUGUCUGAUGGUCCAAACGGCGCGCACGGACGUCAUGCGUCUGAUGCAGAUACUCUCAACACGGGACCUAGCAGUGUCGAAGGUGUAGGCGCCAACGGAUCCCCGAUCAUUGGCGCGUUCAGAAGUGCGGGGACGGGCAACUACAUUGCACGAGCGAAUGAGAACAUGCCCGAAUUGGCGAGCGGAAGCGCGAGCGGGUCUGGCAGUCAUAGCAGCCCGACAGAUCCUUCGACGGACAGUUCAGGCCGGCCCAGCGCUGCUGAUGAGGAAAGCAUAGACAGAGGGGAACGAUUUGCGGUGGGCAAGGAUGGAGUGUUGAGGUUGGGCGGCCCUGCUGUGCCUGAAAAGCAGCACGAGUCAGAGGCGCGUUCGAGUGGCAGUCGAAAAUCUUGGGGCUUCACCAACAUAUUGGGACGCGCCUGA
Messenger RNA from Ceraceosorus bombacis, 1659 nucleotides. NCBI's taxonomy places the organism in Eukaryota, Fungi, Basidiomycota, Exobasidiomycetes, Ceraceosorales, Ceraceosoraceae. The record is from the annotation of a GenBank genome assembly.